Molecule: messenger RNA, 1867 nt
Organism: Rotaria sordida
Lineage: Eukaryota; Metazoa; Rotifera; Eurotatoria; Philodinida; Philodinidae
Source: the annotation of a GenBank genome assembly
AUGCCAACAACAAAUUCAUACUCAGCAGUUUCAUCAAAUUAUCUUCCUAAUAUUAAUAUUCCACCUCUUCGACCAUUAUAUUUAACACCAAAUAUUCCACCACCAAAAGUUCAACAAAAUUAUCAAAAUUUAAUUCGACAAAUUCCAAGAAAACCAUCUUUAUACGGGGCAGGUCAACGUAAGUACAAUUCUUAUAAAAAAUUUCAAAUAGGUACAACAACAACAUUUAAUGGAUAUACCAAUAUUACCGGCAUUCCACCAACACCAGCACCUCGUCGUCGUAAUUUUCCACCAUCAACACGAAAUUUAACACCACCACCAUCUCAUUAUAAUCAUCAUCAACAUUAUUAUCCACGUAAUUAUAAUCGCCAUCAUAAUUAUCAUUCCAAUAAUAAUAAUAAUAUUAAUAAUUUACCAACAUUAAUGUCAUUAAAUCCAUAUCAUAUGCCAUCUCGCCAUCAUACACGUUCAUUACACCAGGCCCAACAAUUUCAUCCUAAUCAACAUCAUCCACGUUCAAUAUCACGAUCUCGAUUCCACCUACUUUCACAACUUCCAUCUCAAUCACGUUCACGUUCACGUUCAUUUCAUCGUCGGCCAACACCACCACCAAUAAAACCACGACAUAUUCAUCAACAACAGAAACAACAUAAUUUUCAUCAGCGCCAUCAUCAACAUCAUCAUAAUUCUCAUCAUAAUUCUCAUCAUAAUUCUCAUCAUAAUUUUAAUCGAUCACCAUCACCAUCACCAUCAUAUAACAUCUACAACAAUAACAACAAUAUUAAUAAUAAUAAUUAUAAUAAUAUUAGAAGAACAUUUAAAGGAAUUAUUUUAUCCGAUUCUAUGUGCUCCCGACUUAGAACAUAUGCUAUUAAAAAAUUACCCUUAUAUGAUGUAGAAUUAAGUUAUGAAUCAGGUUGUGAUAUUUAUAAUAUGAUACAAUGGUUAAACACACCUGAAGGUCGUGGUCAGCGUCGUCGUCGUCCACCAACACCAGCUCCACGAACAACAGCAACAACAACAUUACAAUUAAAUAAUAAUUAUUAUAAUGAUUUAAUUUUACAACAACAACAACAACAACAACCAUAUCAACGUCAACAACAACAAUAUAGAACAAGGCAAGUAACAACUUCUUCGAAUAAUAUUAAUAGUACUCAGCCAUUCUCAGUUACACCAGAUAGAGCAGUAGCACAAGUAAAUAGAAAUAAUAGAACACAUCCUAAUUUUCCAUCGAGAUCUUUAAUUAAAUAUUAUCCACAUAAGUUAAGGACUAAAGAACAAUUUUUUAGAGAUAAUGAACCACCUAAAGAAUUAGAAAAAGAAAAAGAAAAAUUAUUUAUAAUAGCAAAUAUUUAUUAUCAACAGAGACAUUUUGAAGAAGAAAGUAGAAAAUGGAAGAUAUAUGAACAGGUAGCUAGUAGUAAAGAACAAGAUCUAGAUAAGGACGGGGACGAUGUAAGAAUGAGAGAUAUUGAAGAAAUUCCACAAGCAAGACCUUUUUCAGAAAGAUAUUCGAAGAUAUUAAAUAUGACAGUUAGUGAUACAGAUAGUCAGAGUAAUAACAAUAGUAAUGUAGAGGAUAAGGAUAAGGAUAAGGAAGAGUAUAGUGAUAGUAACACCAAUAAUACAUCAAAUAGUGAGAAUAGUGAUACUGAAGAAGAAGAUAAUAGAAAAAGAAAAUUACAAGAUACAAGUCUUUCACCAACAUCGAAAGGAAAAAUAUUAGAAAAAGAAAACAUCCUUAGAAAGAAAAAAACAAGAUCAAAAAAGAAAAAGAAAGUUGCUAUUGAGAAUGAUCCACGUGCACCAGAGGGAAGUCCGAUUUUAUUAGUCAGUGAGAAUAGUAAUAAAGAAAAGACAAAUCAGA